AUGGAUAGACUUCCAUCGGAGCUCAUUUCGCGCAUAGUGCUACAUCUCUUGGGAGACGAUGAAGAAAACCUCGAGGGGAGACGCCCUAAUCCUUGGUCAAAGUCACCAUCUAUCGCCCAGUAUGCAUCCAUCUCGCGUUCGUGGCAGGACGCCGUCGAGAUGCACACCUUCUCCAUGGUGAAGGCCCGGAGCAACGACUUGUCCCUCUUUGACAGAGCCUUCCGGCGUGCCCACCGGCGACAGGCUGUCUCUAUCAUCGAGUACGACAUAGUGCUGCCACCGUACAGCAGGGCCCGGUCCUGGAAGCUUGAGCGGCCGCGCGAGCAUGCAGAAAACAUGGCCAUCUUCUCUCAGGCAGUCCACGCCAUCUUCAGCAGCCUACACGCGUGGCAGGUCGACCAGGAAGCGAUUCAUGGUGCUACGGGGAGCGUCGGCCGGCCUAUUCGUCUGACUAUAACGGUAGACGUGCGGCUUGAGGUGAGCGGCCUUGCAUCCAAUGGACUAGGCCUCUACCGUAUGGACGGCCAUUUUCUCGACUUCACUGAGCCGUGUUCGGCUCUCCCCGAAGUUCGGAGGGUUUCAGAGUUGGUCACCGGAGGAAUAGUCAGACCACUGCAUCCCAACGCGGCCUUCAGGAUGGUAGCCGCGCUUUCUAAUGUGAAAAACAUAUUUGUACACAUGCUGGAGCCACAGCUGAGGCGGGAAGAAAUGCGAAGAGAACAUCGUUGCGCUCUUGCACAGAAUAUUUCGCUAAUGAACAGCACAAAAUUCUCCUCGUUGAGAACGAUUUAUCUCACCCUGGACUCGGCUGAGCCUUGGAACCACAGUUUUACACCAAGCGACUGCCGCGACCCUACACAGCCUUCGAAAGACACUCUCAGUGCGGCUCUGCGUCUUAUAUCGCAGUCACUCCCCAUCACAGAGCUCACCCUUUACGGCCCCUUCAUCAUAUCAUCGGAACUCUUCUGGCCCAGUGACUCGCUGGCUCCAGAUGCCGCUCCCCACUGGCCAACAUUGCAAUACCUCACAGUCAACGCCAAUAUCGUCGCUCCCGACGGCACGUAUUACUACACAGGGACCGAAGAGUCAGUGUCAGAGUCAGAAGACGACGAUCCAUGGGCGUCCUCCCCAAACUCCGGCAAUAGUCCUAGGACGAGAACUAACCCCUCCACCGACGUCGAUGCUGCUGGCUAUAACAGCGAUGACUCCCAGGUACGCGACCCGAUUAACCGGGAUGACAUAACGCGGAGCAAUGGCGGGUUGCCCCCCAACAACUGGCGUCGAGAGCUAGACCCGGAACGCUUCGAUCCCCUCGUACUCGCCAUGUCACGAGCUUCAUGCUGUAUGCCGGCGCUGCUGGAACUGGAGUUUUACAUGGGCAUGUCGGACGCCCAGGGUCCCUCCGGGAUUAUGUUUUACGGCGCGGCAGAGCAGGAGGUGCCGGAGGUGCCGGGAGGGCUUCGAAAGUUUGAGCAUAUCAAGCGAAGGCGUUGGAGGGCUUACAUCGGACCUAAAGCUAAGUGGGAGCCUCCAGAGGAAGUGCUCGAUCUUUGGCGUCGAUUUGUGGGACCAGGGGGCGUUAUUACAAUGGACAAGUUACUUGACAGCUGGGAACCAAAAGAUGAGUCGGGUGGCUUUGAAGAGAUUGUAGACGGCCCAGAACCGCCCGAUAGCCCUUGUUAG
This is a messenger RNA of Ilyonectria robusta, 1683 nucleotides long. RefSeq lists its product as uncharacterized. Bases 1 to 1683 code for a protein of 560 amino acids. The record is from RefSeq and is a predicted model, not a curated record. Lineage: Eukaryota; Fungi; Ascomycota; Sordariomycetes; Hypocreales; Nectriaceae. The transcript has 2 exons.